CCUUCGCUCCCUUUCCCUCCGCUUCAAAAUCUCUCAGUUCUUCGCAGCUCAAGACUCUGAAGCCUCCAACUUUCUCAUUCCUUUCCCUCCACCCCGCAUUUUCCCGGAGAAAGAAAGAAACUUUCCGGCAAAAAAAGAGUGUUGCGAUGUGGGUAUCUUUUCUUUUCACCUCCGCUUAAUUCAGAAGAAUUUCUCAAAGUCUAAGCGUAAGAUGCCAAGAGUGUGGUUCUCUCUGAAAAGAUCUCUUCACUGCAAAACAGAAACUUCAGAUGUUCACGUCCCAAAAUCGACGAACCAUUUAAGCGCAAUCUCCACCAGACAACCCGGAAGAAGAUCCGGGUGCUCCAGAAGCAUCGCCAAUCUCAAAGACGUCAUUAAUGGAGGAAACAGCAGGAGGCACUUCGAUAAGCCUCCGAGUUGCAGCCCGAGAUCCAUCGGAAGCAGCGAGUUCCUCAACCCAAUUACCCAUGAAGUCAUUCUCAGCGACUCCACCUGCGAGCUCAAAAUCUCCGGCGGCGGCGACGGACGCUCAGCAUUCCUGGGCACUCUAAGGCCUGGAACUCCGUCUUCGUUCAGGAACAGUGCUUCUUCUACUCCAAGGAAGUCAUCAUCUCCUUUUCUCGUAUCAGACUCGGGAGGAGGAUUUGUAACAAGCAGAAGGUUCUCAAUUGAGGUAGAUUCAAAUGGGUGUUCCUCUGCGAGUUGUCGCAAAUGUGGAGAGAAACUUAGUAAAUGGGAAGAUGCUGAGUCUCAUCAUCUUGCAAAACAUGCAGUGACAGAACUUGUGGAAGGAGACUCAUCAAGGAAAGUAGUGGAGAUAAUUUGCAGAACUAGCUGGUUGAAGCCGGAGAAGAACAAGCAGCAGCUUGACUGUUCAAGAAUAAUGGACAAGAUUCUGAAAGUGCACAAUACUCAGAAAACCGUAGCUCGAUUCGAAGAGUACAGAGAGAGAGUGAAGAUGAGAGUCAGCAAGCUCCAGAAGAAGCACCCUCGCUGCCUCGCCGACGGCAACGAGCUUCUUCGCUUCUACGCCACCACUCUCUCAUGCUCCCUCGGCUUCAACACCAACAGUCCGUGCGUUUCUGAGAGUUGCUGUGUCUGCAGAAUCAUCAGAAAUGGCUUCUCAGUCAAGGAGGAGGUGAAGAGUGGGAACGGUAUCGGUAUAUUCACAGCGUCGACGAGCGGAAGAGCGUUGGAGAGUGUGGAGGAUGACGACGACGAAGGUGGUGGUGGGGGGAACGAAGAAGGAAGUGAUCAGAAGAAGAAGAAGGCACUGAUAGUGUGCAGGGUUAUUGCAGGUAGGGUUCAUAGGCCAUUGGAGAAUGUGAAGGACAUGGUUGGCUUGCAGAGUGGGUUUGAUUCUUUGGCCGGCAAACUUGGGGUUUAUUCUAACAUUGAGGAACUUUAUGUGCUUAAUCCCUCUUCUCUUCUUCCUUGUUUUGUUGUCAUUUGUAAACCUUGAUGCAAAAACUACUGGCUUAAUCUCCUCAGCAUAUAUUUACUAGCCGUCAAUUGUUAGCCUUAAA
This is a messenger RNA of Neltuma alba, 1526 nucleotides long. RefSeq lists its product as uncharacterized. Bases 212 to 1462 code for a protein of 416 amino acids. The record is from RefSeq and is a predicted model, not a curated record. NCBI's taxonomy places the organism in Eukaryota, Viridiplantae, Streptophyta, Magnoliopsida, Fabales, Fabaceae. The transcript is spliced from 2 exons.